AUGAAUUAUAAAUAUGAAGUGCUGGAUAAUGAGUUCAUAAAUUCAACAAAUAAAAAUGAAAAUAAUAAUAUCGAAAAUGGUAACUAUUCAAGUACAAGUUUAAAUAAUAUAUAUACAAAAAUAGUAAAAAUAAGAAAAGAGCUUGAAAAAUCAUAUAAUUUAUUCUAUUCAUAUAAUUUAGUUAUAUCAAAUCAAAAAGAAGAAAAUGACAGCAACUUACAUAAUAAUUCUAAUUUAUAUAAAAGAAGUGAUGUUAUGAAUCAAAAUAAAAAUACAAAAAAUAAUUUAACCUUAAAUAAAAUAAAUGCUUUAACUAAUUCAUUUUUUAUGAAUGUUGAGACUUUAAAAAAUACUUAUUCCUUUAUAAAUGCUAAUAAUAUGAAUAACAAAAUAAUGAACAAUGAAAAUGUAAUUUGGGAGAAGAGAAUUGAAACUUUAUCAAAAGAAUCCAAUUCUUACAUAAAAACAUUGGAUAAUAUAUAUAAGAAUAAUUUAAAACAGUCAGAGAUGAAUAAUAAACCAAAUACUUAUAAAAGUACCAAAAAGAAAAAUCUUAACGAUACUAUAAGCUAUUUACAUAAUGAAAAGGAAAUAUUAAAACAGGUAGAAAAUAACUUAAAUAUAUUUCAUGCUCAAGGAAUGAAUACUUUAAAUAUGAUAAGAAAACAAAAUAAAUUUUUAAAAAAUGUUCGUAAAAAAGUUAUUGAUAUAUAUAAUUACGUAGGUUUAUCCUCUUCAUUAAUUGAUACUAUAAAGAAAGUGCAUAAACAAAAUUUAAUUAUUGUAAUUGUAGGAAUAAUUUUAAGUUUGAUAUUUUUUUAUGUUUUAUAUUCUUAUUUUAAAAAGUGA
Plasmodium relictum is the source of this 849-nucleotide messenger RNA. Its product is annotated as SNARE protein, putative. Gene Ontology annotation, cellular component: endoplasmic reticulum membrane; ER to Golgi transport vesicle membrane; Golgi apparatus. Lineage: Eukaryota; Apicomplexa; Aconoidasida; Haemosporida; Plasmodiidae. Gene Ontology annotation, molecular function: SNAP receptor activity; SNARE binding. The coding region runs from base 1 to 849 and encodes 282 amino acids. The transcript has a single exon. The record is from RefSeq and is a predicted model, not a curated record. Gene Ontology annotation, biological process: vesicle fusion.